GAGCGCAAUGUCGCGUGCGCUGCAUGCAAGGCCUGUCAGAGCUAGGAAGCGGUGUGUAUGCGGUCAGGUCAUGAUUUUAUCAGUCGAACAACCAAAUUCUCGUUAAUUGUUAGCGUAAAAUAUUCGUUUGCAACACCUUUACAUGAACCGUGGAUAUUAAUAUAGAAGGGAAUAACCGGAGUUGAAUUCCCGGCAGGAAGCUGUUGUCUUUGUGGUAAUGUCCAUAGACGUGCGUGUUGUGUGAAUGCUCUGACAUCAAUUUGCCAGGACGUCACCAUGAAUAAAAACAAAAGGGAGAAGGAAUUCUACAGUAUAGAUGUGGGAGAUUCAACAUUCACAGUUCUGAAGCGUUAUCAGAACCUGAGACCGAUCGGCUCAGGAGCACAGGGAAUAGUCUGUUCAGCGUAUGACCAACAUCUUGAAAGAAAUGUAGCUAUUAAGAAACUUAGCCGGCCAUUUCAGAAUCAGACUCACGCCAAGCGAGCAUACAGAGAGCUGGUGCUAAUGAAGUGUGUCAACCAUAAAAAUAUUAUUGGCCUUUUAAAUGUGUUUACACCACAAAAAACAUUAGAAGAAUUUCAAGACGUUUACCUUGUAAUGGAGCUGAUGGAUGCCAACCUUUGCCAAGUCAUUCAGAUGGAGCUUGACCAUGAGCGGCUGUCCUAUCUGCUGUACCAGAUGCUGUGUGGAAUUAAACACCUCCACGCGGCAGGGAUCAUCCACAGGGACCUGAAACCUAGUAACAUAGUAGUCAAGUCAGAUUGUACACUAAAGAUCCUGGACUUUGGCUUGGCCCGGACAGCGGCCACUGGUUUGCUGAUGACACCAUAUGUGGUGACCCGCUACUACAGAGCCCCUGAAGUCAUCCUGGGAAUGGGAUAUCAAGCCAACGUUGAUGUCUGGUCUGUUGGCUGUAUCAUGGCUGAAAUGGUCAGAGGUAGUGUGUUGUUUCCAGGCACUGAUCAUAUUGAUCAGUGGAACAAAGUCAUUGAGCAGCUGGGGACCCCAUCCCAAGAGUUCCUGAUGAAACUCAAUCAGUCCGUAAGGACAUAUGUGGAGAACCGUCCUCGCUAUGCUGGAUAUAGCUUCGAGAAGCUUUUCCCUGAUGUUCUUUUUCCUGCUGAUUCAGAUCACAACAAACUCAAAGCGAGCCAGGCCCGAGAUCUGCUUUCCAAAAUGCUUGUUAUAGAUGCUUCCAAGCGCAUCUCGGUAGAUGAAGCUCUUCAGCACCCCUACAUCAAUGUGUGGUAUGAUCCAGCUGAGGUUGAGGCUCCCCCUCCGGUGAUCACUGACAAGCAGUUGGAUGAAAGGGAGCACACAGUGGAGGAGUGGAAAGAGUUGAUUUAUAAGGAAGUGCUGGACUGGGAGGACAGGACGAAGAACGGUGUCAUUCGUGGCCAGCCCUCCCCUUUAGGUGGAGCAGUAGUCAAUGGCUCGCCUCAGGCUUCCUCCUCCUCCUCCAUCAACGAUGUGUCCUCCAUGUCUACAGAGCCCACCAUGGCGUCAGACACAGACAGCAGUCUGGAGGCCACAGCCGGAGCACUGAGCUGCUGCAGAUGACUAUCACCUUCCCCUGGAGCAUCGCUAUGUGUUGCAUGGUAUCAGAUUUAGGCCAGUCAGUUUUGCUUUUCUUAAUGCUCAUCCUUUAAAGGUCUUUUUUAAUCUCUAUUUUUAUUGGCUGAAGAAGGUUUGCAAUGCAAAGGCAAAUGUAAAUACACAGGCAGUGAUAAGUGUGUAGGUUGGCGUUAUUUGCUUCCUCUCUAAAUACUGCAAUAUUCCAUCGUCAUUUUAUUCUCCCUGUCAAGAAGCUCCAGCAGCCCCUAACUACUGAACGUGAGUACUUUUAACACGCUCACACUAUUAUUCCUGUCAGAGAACAUAUUGGUGUAGAAUGUAAAGACUAAAUUGUAAAUAUAUAUAUUUUUAUUUAUUUUCUUUUACUUUAUAUUUGUGGGUGUUUUACGUUUGAGUGGAUAUAUAUUUGGAGCUACACGCUUCCUUAAAGUAUUUUGAUCAUUUAGAUAGUGAAUGUAAAAUAUUAAAUAGUGCAUAAAUUGCUCACAGUGUAGAAUAGCUAUUUAAUUUUUGUUGCUUUUCAGAUGGUUUCAUCUGCUUGGUGAUUUUUACAACUCAGACCUGGGUUUUAUUUGUACAUUUUUGUUAGAGCAAGGAAUCAUUUAUGGCAUCCAAACUACUUAAUAUACACAGUAUAAAGGUUAUUUAAUGAGGCAGCAUGGAUCCUUAGUUCAGCUUUUGGUCUACAUUUUUUUCUUUUUAAUUAAUUUAUUUUUCUGGUUGAUUGUGGCAAAUGACUCUGAGAUAUUGUCUGUCAAUCAUCUAAUAAUGGCUUUCAGAAUCAUUAUUCCCAAUUUUGGUACAGCCGAUUUGAACUGUAAUUCACAUUUUACGUUAAAUGGAUAUUUAAUCCAGUUGAAACUGUAGUAAAGGUAGUUCUCUUAUACUUGAAAUGCUGUCCUGCAUUGAAUGUGGAGUAGGUCACUGCAAAUGAAGGAAAGUAUUCUCAUUUUUGUAUUGUAAAAUCUAUUUAUAGUUCAUGACGUCAUCUGAUUUAUUUUUGUGACAAAAAUAUUUCACUGUUCUUUAAAGGUAUUUUUAUUUAUAUUUUUGGAAAUGACGGAAAGGUUUGUAAUGACUGGUGCUGUAAAAAUAAAUGUGUAGUGUUUUAAGUAUGUCGGUUGCAUUAGCUGCUGCUGUACUGCGGUGCGGAAGUCUUUUACAUUAAUUGCUGAAAGUUUCAGGUGGGGGGGGCACUUUUCUCCUUUCAUGUAAGACUGAAAAGGAAGCUGUUGAUUCUGAAUCAUGUUUAUGAAUGUUGAACAUUAGUGAGGACGUUGACACUGUUUUGUAUGUUUUGCUUUUUAAUAAGAAAACCCUUGAACCAGGUUGUGGGUUUACAUCAUUUUCUAAUUUUAAAGUGCUCUUAUGACAGAACGCCCCAUUGGAAAGUGUUAACUGCUGUAGAUUAACGUGGAAGUAAAUUGGAAUUAUAGUUUCACCUGGCAAUAAAUUAGAAUUUGCACAAAAGCUGUUAGCAUGUAUUAUGUUAACAGGGGACAGAGCAGGAUCAGCUUCAGUAAAAUUUGAACUACCUCACGAUUAAUUUCCCAUUUUAGUUUCUCUGUGAAUUUUAUCAUUUGUGUGUUUUUUUUAUUUAUUUGUUUCAAAGUCGUAAUUUUUACAGUGUUAGCAGUGAGUGUAUGGAUUUGUGCAAAUGAUCUGUUUGUAGAUUGUGCACCAUGUAGUUUUAAAUGAGUGGGUGAAUAGCUACCACAACCCUCAGUAGGAUAAAUGAGGAACAUUACUAUGAUUUGCUCUUACUCUAUCGCUCUCGUUUUGUCAGUUCCUGUAGAACACUCUUUGAAAUCUUUUCCUAUUAGUAAUGAGAAUCCUGUCAUUUCGAUUUUUCUUUCUGAGAUGGAGCUGAAAGGAGUUGUGUAUGAUGUGGGCCAUGUGGUUCUUUUUGUUUUUUACUGAUAAACCAGUCUGAACCUAAUAUAAGAGCCUAGUUUAUUACACUUACACAUUUGAUUUGGAUGCUUGUAGCAUUUGGAAACUUCACACUAGCCACUAAAUAUAACCAUACACAACUUGGACAUUUCUUCAACUACAUGGGAUACUAAUGGAGCUAAGCUGAGAAUGCAAAAUACCCAUUUUCAGGAAGACUACACGAGAUGGUGAUGGCUGCAGUAGAACGCUCCACACAUGCAGUUAUAUGUAAAGCUCAUCAGUGUAUACCACACCAUUAGAGUGCCCUGGCAUUCAACAGUGUUGUAACCACUGCAAAUAAACACGAAUCAAAAUUA
Hemibagrus wyckioides is the source of this 3824-nucleotide messenger RNA. It is a transcript of the gene mapk8a, whose product is annotated as mitogen-activated protein kinase 8a. The record is from RefSeq and is a predicted model, not a curated record. Lineage: Eukaryota; Metazoa; Chordata; Actinopteri; Siluriformes; Bagridae. Bases 277 to 1560 code for a protein of 427 amino acids. The transcript has 13 exons. Gene Ontology annotation, biological process: JNK cascade; protein phosphorylation. Gene Ontology annotation, cellular component: nucleus; cytoplasm. Gene Ontology annotation, molecular function: JUN kinase activity; ATP binding.